CCUUUCAAGCAACACACGCACUCAGCACACUCACUCGAAACAUUAAAACCAACCAAAAAUGUGCCAGCAAGUCGUUGUCGUCGCCACCACCAACAACAAGAUGAAGACCAGCUACAGCAUCAAGCAGGUCUUGAAGACACUCUUCAAGAAGCAGCAGAAGCACCGGGAACAGAAGCCCCAGGGCUCUCUGGAAUCCCUAGAAUCCGUCGACAACCUGCGCAACGCCCAGGUUGAGGAGGCCUACUAUGCCGAGAUCGAUGAGAACGCCGCCAACGAGAAAUUGGCUCAAAUGGAAAACUCCCAGGAGUUCGAGAUUGAGGAGGAGGAGGAGGACGUCUAUGUCCCAGUUCGCUUCGCUCGCACCACCGCCGGCACCUUCUUCUGGACCACCAAUCUUCAGCCAGUCGCCAGCGUUGAGCCCGCCAUGUGCUACUCCAUGCAGUUCCAGGAUCGUUGGGCCCAGGCCUAG
Drosophila takahashii is the source of this 469-nucleotide messenger RNA. RefSeq names its product Enhancer of split malpha, Bearded family member (gene E(spl)malpha-BFM). The record is from RefSeq and is a predicted model, not a curated record. Gene Ontology annotation, biological process: sensory organ development; Notch signaling pathway. NCBI's taxonomy places the organism in Eukaryota, Metazoa, Arthropoda, Insecta, Diptera, Drosophilidae.